Messenger RNA from Benincasa hispida (wax gourd), 2413 nucleotides. Its product is annotated as Homeodomain-like superfamily protein. Gene Ontology annotation, molecular function: DNA binding. NCBI's taxonomy places the organism in Eukaryota, Viridiplantae, Streptophyta, Magnoliopsida, Cucurbitales, Cucurbitaceae. The record is from RefSeq and is a predicted model, not a curated record.
ACUAAUUUUUCCUUUAAAAAAAUUGCUUUUUCUUGCUGAAGAUACUCGUACGAAUCACAUUGGAGGCAGAUAAACAUGACAAAACACCCAAAAUUGGAUUUAAUUCUAAGCAAAAGAAAAAAUUUAACUGUAAAUAGUUAUUGCAACAAGAAACCCCAUACGCAAAUUCCUAAGAGAAAUUCUUCAUUUUGCCUGUCUCUUCACCUUCAUCCUAAAAUUUCCCACUUUUUUCUAUUUGGGUUUUGUUUUUAAUUAUGUGUUAAUUAACCAAAGACAGGAAUUUAUGCAACCCAUCUCACAUUGUCUUAUGCUUCAAUCUUCUUAACAAGAUGGGUUUCUCUUUUUGGGUCAAUAGAUGCCAAAACAUAGCAGUAGGAGGACAGAGCAGAGGAGAGAGACAAGGGCGAAUGAGAUAAGCAAUCGAACAAUUUUUCGCCAUGGAAGAAGAGUUGGGUAAUGCUAUGCAUUCCGAGGAGAACAAAGAUUCUACUGAGAAGAACAAGAAACGGAAGUUGAAGACACCUUCCCAGUUGGUUGCUUUAGAGAAGUUCUAUAAUGAACGUAAGUAUCCUACAGAGGAAAUGAAAUCACAGCUCGCCGAGCAGCUAGGUUUGACUGAAAAGCAAAUAUCUGGAUGGUUUUGCCACAGAAGAUUAAAAGACAAAAGAUUUUGUGAUACAUAUACUAGUGUACGGCAGGAUCGUUCAAGUGGCGUCAUUCAAGAUCAUGGCAGUGGGCUUGCACAAGAUUCAUGUGGUAGCACGAAAAAUGGAGACUAUUGGCAUAUUGAUCCACGUGAAGUUGAAAGUCAAAAGCCUUACGGCCAUGAGCUAGCUUCAGAUAAUGUCCUGGAGCGUAGGAGCCAAUAUACAGAAAAUGUUAGUAAUAUGGAAAAUACAUCUUCGGAAAGCAGCUCUUCUUUAAAAGAUAGGUUAGUAUCUCAAAAUGAGAAUCCAUAUGAUACAGAAGUUUCUCGGUAUUUAACACAUGAGGGUGCUAUUCCACCAUCAAAUCCAAAGGCUUUAAGCUCUCUGCGAUACAAACCAUCUGGCUAUUUAAAAGUGAAGGGCGAAGUUGAAAAUGCUGCUAUUACUGCUGUUAAGAGACAGUUGGGUGCGCAAUAUCGGGAGGAUGGUCCACCACUUGGUGUGGAAUUCCAGCCACUUCCUCCUGGUGCAUUUGAGUCCCCAGCUAAAGGUCCGAGCCAUGAUUCAUACUAUGUUGGAAAUCCGCUUCUUCCUCGUUCUCCAGACAUAUUGACAAUGAAGAAACAAAGAGCUCUUGGCUCUAGGUAUGAAGUGCACAGUUCAAAUAUGAGUUCUCAGGACUCAUAUAGGGAGGAAGCAGCUCCCACUGGCACUACAUGUAGACCUGAGUGUCAGGAAAAGAAUUCUGUUUACCAAUUAAAGAAAAGUUCCAACUAUUACAACAAAUCCGAUCCAUUUCCUCGACAGAACUCUCCCUUGAAUAUGUAUGAGGAAUCUGGUGGGCUGACAUUUUCCAGUAGUAAAAGGGAUCACAAAAUGAACCCUAGCUAUAACAUUCCUAGAAGCCGAACCGAUUCUGUUUCCAACAAUCAUGGCUCCUAUUCAUCAAAAGUUGCUAGUGAACAGACAGAAAUGCAGUUGCAUAACCAUGGCUCAAAGAGUUUUUAUAGGAGUGGCUAUUUGGACUAUAAUCCUAAAAAGAUGCCAAAGGAAAUGUUCAAUGGAGAAGAAAAGGCAGUAAAUGAAAGUAUUGAUCUAGUUAGAGGGAAGAUCCCACCAACAAAUGAAUUGGCUGUUGCGAAUCGAUGUCAGUUGGAUUUUCCUCGGUCAGACUAUGCAGCAAAAGCAUCCGUUUCUGAAAAACCAGGGCGGAAAAAUCAUGCUAGAAGGUCCGUUCAAGUAACCAUUGCUAGUAGCGUGCAAAUUAUUGUCCACAAUGGAGAUGCCUUACAGCUUCUCCGUCGAUGAAGCUGAAGAUACUAGUUCAUCGUUGGACUGAGCAAUGGUAGAAGUUCCGGCAAGGUCUGAAAUUAGAGUACAUAAAUUGGAAUUAUUGUAAAUUGGGUAGUAAUAUUAGUGAGUUGAAGCAAACUUUAGGCAGAUUCUGGCUGUCAGGUUCUCUCCCUCCCUCUCCUCUCUUGUGUAUACGUAUAAAGCCUCCAUUUUAUAACCUUCUUCCCACAAAUUCUACAAGGUGAAGCCUAUCUUCUAUCCUCCUUUUUGUUUCUGUGCAUGGAUGAUGGAUCUCCUAUCGGGAUCCUGGUCACGUAGAUUUGUACUUCUGUAAUUUUGUUUGAAUGACAGAGAAGCAUUGACAAUGUAUUAUAAACUGCACCGUCCAUCUAUGACUCGAUAUUUUUGUUUCAAGGAACUGUUUUGAAGUCCUAACAAUAUGUUAUCUUAUAUUUUAGCUAUUCAUUUGUUCA